GAGUUCAGAGGAAAUGAAACUGAAGAAAAUAAUUUAAAGUAUUUACUGAAUAAACAGAACUUUAAUAAGAGUCAAACACAGAUAUCUUGAAUAAUUCUCGAAUAAUGACCAAAGAUCCUAUAGCAGAUCUUUGAUAAUGACUACUAACCUUCGGACCCGGAAGUGUACCAUUGGCUUGCUACGUAUAUUGCGCUAUUCAGUGAAUGAGAGAAUCUGUCGGCAAAAGACAACAUAAACAAACGGAGCAACCACGGCAGGUGCACAACCUUUUAUCCGAAGUUCCAAAUAACGAAAAGCUCCAAAUAGCGGACAUUUUUUCAGUCCUUGAAGAAAGGUCCUUGAAGACGUUCACUGAGGGCAGCCCGCAGAGGUGACAGCGGAACCUCCUGUCAGUCCUUGAAGAAAGGGGAACUAAAUCCCCAUUCCUAAAAGAGUGACAUGGUUCUUAAGGAAGUUCUUCUAGUGGGUGCUGGUGCUGCCACUUUCAUUGCUGCAGCCCCUGUAGUUUUAGGGGCAACGGGCUUCACCGCCUCUGGGAUAGCAGCCGGUUCUGUCGCUGCAAAGAUGAUGGGUGCCACAGCUGUUGCCAAUGGAGGAGGUGUUGCAGCUGGAAGCAUGGUGGCUCUUCUUCAAUCAGCUGGAGCAGCAGGACUGUCAUUCAUUGCUAAUGCAGCAGUCGGGGCUGGAGGUGCUGUAACCGGUGCAUUGCUUGGACGCUGGAGAAAAUAACCUAAGAUAAAUUACCAUUCUUCCUAAACCCUGAAUAUGAUCCAAAAUGUAUUUGAUUAUUAAAAGUCCACAUGUAAAGCA
This is a messenger RNA of Leucoraja erinaceus (little skate), 810 nucleotides long. RefSeq names its product interferon alpha-inducible protein 27-like protein 2A. Lineage: Eukaryota; Metazoa; Chordata; Chondrichthyes; Rajiformes; Rajidae. The record is from RefSeq and is a predicted model, not a curated record. The transcript is spliced from 5 exons. Gene Ontology annotation, cellular component: membrane; mitochondrion. The coding region runs from base 439 to 729 and encodes 96 amino acids. Gene Ontology annotation, biological process: apoptotic signaling pathway.